AUGACCACUAAGGCGGGUCUCCCUCGACAGCGUUUGACGUGGAAUGUACAAAUGAAUGAAGAUGUCAUGUGCUGUUACUAUAAAGCAACCAGAUUAGAAGAACAUCUGAUAGGACAUAGGGCCGAGAUGUAUCGACUAUUUGUUCUGAAAUAUCCGGAACUCCGUGAAAGAAUGACAGAACAAAGAUUCAUGGACCAGAAACGUCAGAUUCUACGUACCUGCAAGAUUGCGACGGAAAGGCUGGAUCAACUCAAAACAGAAGUUGCUAAAGAGUUCUAUCCUGGUCGCGAUGUAUCUGAAGAUAUUAGUGCCCAAGAGCCUACCGCAGAUGCUUCAUCAGAAAUUAUUCCGGAUUCACUUAGUGAAGUAAGCACCGCACCUUACGAAGAACGAAGGGAACAUAUGGUAGAGAAUGAAACCUUACGAAUCCUUAGAGAAGAAUUUGAAAAAGCCUUAAUUGAGUUCUUGGGUCUAACCCCUUAUUACGACCUACCAUUGGGCGCCAAAAUGAUUCAAAAAAAUUGA
Parnassius apollo (apollo) is the source of this 525-nucleotide messenger RNA. NCBI's taxonomy places the organism in Eukaryota, Metazoa, Arthropoda, Insecta, Lepidoptera, Papilionidae. The record is from the annotation of a GenBank genome assembly.